This is a messenger RNA of Nematolebias whitei (Rio pearlfish), 4236 nucleotides long. RefSeq names its product contactin-associated protein-like 4. Bases 1 to 4044 code for a protein of 1347 amino acids. NCBI's taxonomy places the organism in Eukaryota, Metazoa, Chordata, Actinopteri, Cyprinodontiformes, Rivulidae. The transcript is spliced from 24 exons. The record is from RefSeq and is a predicted model, not a curated record.
AUGAAGGAGGUGUCCGGAGGAGGAGGAUUUGAGGGCUGUGAGGAGCCCCGCUCCCCCUCUCCUCCCUCUCCUCCCUCUCUGUUGGAUCAGAGGAGGUCUCAGUCGGAGCUGGAGGAGAGGAGAGCUUCUCCGCAGCCGAACAUCAUGGAUCUUUGGGCUCGGAUUAUCGCCUCGCUCGUCCUGUCCCUCCUGAGCCGGACAGCCGCAGACGAGGUGUGUGAUGGCACGCUGGUGUCCAACCUGCCGCCGUCGUCCUUCAGGAGCUCCUCCCAGCUGUCCAGCAGCCAUGCGCCGGGUUUCGCCAAACUCAACAGGAGAGAUGGAGCUGGAGGCUGGUCUCCUCUCGCCUCCGACAGGUAUCAGUGGCUGCAGGUGGACUUGGGUGAGCGGACUAGGAUCACUGCCGUCGCCACACAGGGCCGCUACGGCAGCUCUGAUUGGCUGACGUCUUACCUGCUGGUGUUCAGCGACACGGGACACAACUGGAAACAGUACAGACAGGAGGACAGCAUCAGGUCUUUUCCAGGUAACACUAACGCAGACAGUGUGGUUCAGUACAAACUGCAGCAGCCUGCGGUGGCUCGGUUCCUCCGCCUCCUUCCUCUGGACUGGAACCCCAGCGGGCGGAUCGGACUCCGACUGGAGGCCUACGGAUGUCCUUACUCCUCUGAUGUGGUGAGCUUUGACGGUGACAGCAGGCUGACGUUCAGACCAGGUUCUGGACCGAGACGGAUGUCCAAACAGGUCAUCUCCCUGAAGUUUAAAACCCUGAGGAAUUCUGGGACACUGCUGCACGCAGAGGGACAGGAAGGACUCGGCCUCAGCCUGCAGUUAGAGAGAGGACGGCUGCUGCUGCUGCUCAAAGGCAGCACUUCAUCCUCGGAGCCCCGGGAGCUCGCCUCACUCGGCAGUCUGCUGGAUGAUCAGCAUUGGCACCACGUCGUAGUGGAGCAGAAAAACGUCCAUCUCAACCUGACUGUGGACAAACACACCGAGGCAGUCCAGAUCCCUGAAGAGUUCAGCCUCUGGGCCGUCGAACAGAUGAGUGUAGGAGCAGCCCAGAAUUCAGCCAUCUCCAAGAAAAACUUCCAAGGCUGCCUGGAAAACCUGCUGUUCAACAGCAUCAACCUGAUCGAGCUGACCAAACACAGGAACCAGCGGGUCGCUGUGCAGGGCAAUGUGACCUUUUCUUGUGCUGAGCCUGUUUUUGUCGCCGUGACCUUCCCCGGCCCCCAGAGCUUCCUCCAGCUGCCGUGGACAACGACUUCCACAUCUGAGAGUGUGUCCAUCGGGUUUCAGUUCAGAACGUGGAACGAGGCAGGGCUUCUGCUCACCUUUGACCUUCCACGGCAAGGAGGCGGGGUCUGGUUGCACCUGAGCGAGGCCAGACUUCAAAUGAAGAUCCACAGAGGAGGCAAAGUGCUGCUGGAGCUCAGUGCAGGUUCUGCUUUAAACGAUGGUCAGUGGCAUUCAGUGGAUCUUAACUCCAGACGUGGUCGUCUAACUGUCUCUAUCGACAAACAAGAAGGUGGUGUUGCUCACGCUGCCCUCUCGUUUCCUGUUUCAGUCUCAAAUCAAGUCAUCUUUGGAGGUUGUCCUCUUGAGGACUCCAACCAGGAAUGUAGAAACCCCUAUGGCGUCUUCCAGGGCUGCAUGCGUCUCCUUACUUUGGACAAUCAGCAGGUUGAUCUGAUCAUGGUGCAGCAAAGGCUUCUGGGAAAUUACAGCCAACUGCAGAUGGACAUGUGUGGCAUCACUGACAGAUGUUCUCCGAGUCACUGUGAGCACGGCGGCCGCUGCAGUCAGUCCUGGACCACGUUUCACUGCAACUGCUCCGACAGCGGCUACAGCGGGGCCACCUGCCACAGCUCUGUUUACGAACAGUCCUGUGAAGCGUACAAACACAACGGCAACACGUCGGGGUAUUUCUACAUCGACGUGGACGGCAGCGGGCCGGUCAAACCUCAGCUGGUCUACUGCAACAUGACAGAUGAGAACACGUGGAUGGUGAUCCAGCACAACAACACAGAGCUGACCACAGUGCGGCCAUCUCCUGGUGUUAAACAGCACUCGGUUCACUUGGACUACUUGUCUGAGGAGGAGCAGCUGUUGGCCAUCGUCCACCAGUCGGAGCACUGCCAGCAGGAACUGUCCUACCACUGCAGGAAGUCCCGCCUCCUAAACACUCAAGAGGGGUCUCCGUUCAGCUGGUGGCUCGGUGGCCCCGGUCCCGGACGGGUCCAGACUUACUGGGGAGGAGCUCAUCCCGGCAGCCAGCAGUGCGCCUGCGGCCUGCAGGGCGACUGCGUGGACCCACAGCACUACUGCAACUGUGACGCCGACCGCACCGAGUGGACAGAAGACUCGGGUCUUCUCACCCACAAGACGAGCCUACCGGUCAGGUCUCUGGUUCUUGGGGACGUCCAGAGGCCGGGGUCAGAAGCUGCUUACAGGGUGGGACCGCUCCGUUGUCAUGGAGACAAAAACUUCUGGAACGCUGCGUUUUUUGACAAAGAGACGUCGUACCUCCACUUCCCGACGUUCCACGGAGAACUGAGCGCGGACAUCUCCUUCUUCUUUAAAACCACGGCCUCCUUCGGCGUGUUCCUGGAGAACCUGGGCAUCAAAGACUUCAUCCGGAUCGAGCUGAGCUCUUCCACCCGGGUCGUUUUUUCCUUCGAUGUCGGUAACGGCCCGCUGCAGGUUCGCGUGGACUCCAACGUUCCGCUAAAUGACAACCGGUGGCAUCGAGUGCGAGCCGAGCGGAACAUCAAGGAAGCGUCUCUACGAGUGGAUGAACUUCCCGUCGCGACGCAGGAAGCUCCUGCUGACGGACACAUUCACUUACAGCUCAACAGCCAGCUGUUCAUAGGCGGCACAGCGUCCAGGCAGAGGGGCUUCCGGGGAUGUAUUCGCUCUCUGCAGCUGAACGGCGUCACCCUGGACCUGGAGGAAAGGGCGAAGAUCACGCCUGGGGUCCGGCCCGGCUGCCCGGGUCACUGCAGCAGCUACGGCUCGCUCUGUCAGAACCAGGGCCGCUGUGCGGAGCGAGUCAACGGCUUCUACUGCGACUGCAGCGCGUCUGCUUACACCGGGGUGUUCUGCCACACAGAGGUGUCAGCUAGCUUCAAAUCUGGCACGUCCAUCAGAUACGCCUUCAAGGAGCCCUACGAGUGGAGCAGAAACAGCAGCAGCCUGCCCUCCGUCACCUCUGACAUGACGCUAAGAGGAGAAAAUGUUUCCCUGAGCUUCAGGACGGCUCAGAGUCCAGCUCUGCUCCUCUUCGUCAGCUCCCACUACAGAGAGUACCUGGUCCUGCUCAUCAACCAGCACGAUGAGCUGGAGUUGAGAUACAAGCUGGACAACAGCAGAGACGCUGACGUGUUGAGGAGCAGCGUGAGGGGCGUGGCCAACGGCCAGCUGCACACGGUUACCGUCAGACGGUCGGCGGACUUCGUGUCUGUGCAGGUCGACCACAAUGCCAGAGAACACUUCAACCUGACAUCUUAUGGAGAUUUAAUCGGCAUCAAGUCUCUCGUUUUGGGCAGAGUGCAGGAGUCCAAUGAGUUGGAUCCGGACCUGGUCCGGCUCGGGUCUCUGGGUUUCACCGGCUGUCUGUCGGUGGUUCUCUUCAACUCCAUCAGCCCUCUGAAAGCAGCUCUUCUGAACCCAAACACCAGCCCCGUUUUCAUCUCCGGACCUUUAGUCCAGUCCAACUGUGGCUCUUCAGCUUCAGCCAAUCCCUACUCAGCUGAGGACACACACCACCUAUCAGACCGAGCUGGUUCUGUAGGUUCUGGUCAGCCUUUAGUUAAUGCCAUGAAGACGGACUCGGCUCUGAUCGGAGGUGUCAUAGCUGUUGUCAUCUUUGUGAUCGUGGUCGUCCUGGCCGUAACCGCCAGAUUCCUCUACAGGAGAAAAGAGACGUAUCAAAACCAGGAAGUGAAGGGAGUCAAACAGGAAGACAGUCAGGAGUUCUCUUACACCAACCAGGCAGACCCCCAGAGCGUCUCCGCUGAAAAUCCAAAAGAUUUUUUCAUGUAACCUGCGGCCAGCCGCUGUUUUUCUGAGAGGAGGCUGCAGAGAGGAGCAUCCUGCAACGCCUCAGGACUUCACACUGCACUACGAUCCAGCAACACACUUGGAAUGAGGCGGCAUUAACGAACGAAAAGAAGGAACCGCGCGCAGUUUUGUCUUUUCCUGUAUAUUGUGUAUAAGCUGAUUUAAACCAACAGC